AAGCCAUGUAUUUGGAGAUUUUUGCCAUUCUCCUGACGACCCUGUUCGUGUGGGAUUAUUUGAGGCACAGGCGCCAUAAUAGGAUGUACGCCGCCGCUGGAAUCCGCGGACCCAGGAGCUAUCCUUUUGUGGGAACAGCACCGACUUUGUUCAAGGAGUCACCCAAAACUGUCUUCUCUUUACAAUCCCGACUGAUGGCACAGUACGGUAAAAAUGUCAAAAUGCAAAUGAUUGGCGAAAGUGGCUUCACAACCGCCGAUCCCAAAAUGAUUGAAGCGAUAAUGAGCAGCCAGCAGACCAUUCAGAAAAACAAUCUUUAUGGACUUCUGGUCAACUGGCUCGGCGAUGGUCUACUCAUUAGCAAGGGAAAAAAGUGGUUCCGUCGCAGGAAAAUCAUCACACCCGCCUUUCACUUCAAAAUCCUGGAGGACUUUGUAGAAGUUUUUGACCAACAGAGCGCUAUUAUGGCCCAGCAACUAUAUGACCGGGCGGAUGGCAAGACCGUGAUAAAUAUGUUUCCUGUGGCCUGCCUGUGUGCCUUGGAUAUCAUUACGGAAACGGCCAUGGGUGUGAAAGUUAAUGCCCAGCUACAGCCUCAGUUUCCCUACGUCCAAUCAGUCACAACGGCCUCAACCAUGUUGGCUGAGCGCUUCAUGAAUCCAUUGCAGCGUGUGGAUGGCAUUAUGAAGUUAUUAUAUCCCAAAUUGUUUGCCAAACUGAAUGAUUCUGUAAAAACCAUGCAUAAUUUCACCGAUUCAGUAAUCACCGAGCGACGCGAUCUCCUCCAAAAAUCCAUUGCCGAGAAUGCGGAUGCCAACGCUGCUCUCUUUAACGAAGUGGGGCAGAAGCGUCGCAUGGCCUUGCUGGAUGUGCUCCUGCAAUCCACUAUCGAUGGUGCCCCUUUGAGUAACGAAGACAUCCGCGAGGAGGUAGACACUUUCAUGUUCGAGGGUCACGACACUACCACCAGUUCCAUAGCUUUUACCUGCUACUUGCUGGCCCGACACCCUGAGGUUCAAGCCCGCGUCUUCCAGGAGGUUUGCGAUGUUCUUGGUGAUGACAAAUCGGCUCCAGUCAAUAUGCAGCUGUUGGGCGAACUGAAGUACUUGGAAUGUGUGAUUAAGGAGUCGCUACGGCUGUAUCCGUCGGUACCGCUAAUUGGACGCCACAUUACCCACGACAUCGUGCUAGAUGGCAAGCUCAUACCCGCCAAAUCUGAUGUGAUCCUUUUUAUAUACCAUGCGCAGCGCGAUCCCGAAUACUUUUCCGAACCAGACAAGUUCCUGCCGGAGCGUUUCAGCAUGGAGCGAAAGGGCGAGAUCCACCCAUUUGCCUAUACACCCUUCUCUGCGGGUCCAAGGAACUGCAUCGGCCAGAAGUUUGCAAUGCUUGAGAUGAAGAGCACUAUCAGCAAGCUGAUACGGCAUUUUGAGUUACUUCCUCUUGGCCAAGAAGUCGAACUAGUGAUGAACGUUAUCUUGCGUUCCUCUACGGGUAUUAACUGUGGCUUAAAGCCUCGCGUCUAUUAGGGACUAUGCCGUGGUC
Messenger RNA from Drosophila eugracilis, 1545 nucleotides. RefSeq names its product probable cytochrome P450 4d14. The record is from RefSeq and is a predicted model, not a curated record. The transcript has 3 exons. Bases 6 to 1529 code for a protein of 507 amino acids. Gene Ontology annotation, molecular function: heme binding; iron ion binding; oxidoreductase activity, acting on paired donors, with incorporation or reduction of molecular oxygen. NCBI's taxonomy places the organism in Eukaryota, Metazoa, Arthropoda, Insecta, Diptera, Drosophilidae.